This is a messenger RNA of Racocetra fulgida, 395 nucleotides long. NCBI's taxonomy places the organism in Eukaryota, Fungi, Glomeromycota, Glomeromycetes, Diversisporales, Gigasporaceae. The record is from the annotation of a GenBank genome assembly.
UAGAUACAACAAUGACUUUGUUGAAUUAAAGUUAUUGGGUAAAGGUGGAUUCGCUAGUGUUUGGCAGGCAAAGAAUAAAUUAGAUGGCAUAGAAUAUGCUAUUAAAAAAAUCAGUUUACGAGGUGAUAAAAUACCACAAGAUAAAGAAAAAGAUGAAAUUAAAUCUGAAAAUUAUAGUGGAAUUGACUUUAAAUACGAUAAUUCUAAUAGUGAUAUAUUAUCUUCUACCUCUGUCACUGGUGUCAGAGGGCGUUCUUUAAAUCUUGAUAACUCUAAAAGUGAUCUUUCAAAAUCUUAUUCUCGAUCUGCUGAAAAAAACAAUUCCGAUUCUUUUGCUUUAGAAAGAGAUUGGGUUCUUUUUAUUCACCUUUACCCAAUAACUUUAAUUCAACAAA